This is a messenger RNA of Mesoplodon densirostris (Blainville's beaked whale), 3093 nucleotides long. RefSeq names its product solute carrier family 12 member 3 (gene SLC12A3). The transcript has 26 exons. Gene Ontology annotation, biological process: potassium ion homeostasis; potassium ion import across plasma membrane; chloride ion homeostasis. The record is from RefSeq and is a predicted model, not a curated record. Gene Ontology annotation, molecular function: sodium:potassium:chloride symporter activity. The coding region runs from base 1 to 3093 and encodes 1030 amino acids. Lineage: Eukaryota; Metazoa; Chordata; Mammalia; Artiodactyla; Ziphiidae. Gene Ontology annotation, cellular component: membrane.
AUGGCAGAGCUGCCAGUGUUGGAGACGCCCAGAGACCCUGCUCUGUGCAGUGGGCGCUUCACCAUCAGCACAUUGCUGGGGGGCGAUGAGCCCCCCCCACCGGCUGCCUAUGACAACAGCCACCCCAGCCACCUGACCCACGGCAGCACCUUCUACAUGCGCACCUUUGGCUACAACACUAUCGAUGUGGUGCCUGCCUACGAGCACUAUGCCAACAGCACCCUGCCCGGCGAGCCCCGAAAGGUCCGGCCCACGCUGGCCGACCUGCACUCCUUCCUCAAGCAGGAAGGCAGCCACCUGCAUGCUCUGGCCUUUGACAGCCGGCCCAGCCAUGAGAUGACCGAUGGGCUGGUGGAGGAUGAGGCAGGUACCAACGGCGAGAAGAACCCUGAGGAGCCUGUGCGCUUUGGCUGGGUCAAGGGGGUGAUGAUCCGUUGCAUGCUCAAUAUCUGGGGUGUGAUCCUCUAUCUGCGGCUCCCCUGGAUUACCGCCCAGGCAGGCAUUGUCCUGACCUGGAUCAUCAUCCUGCUCUCGGUCAUGGUGACCUCCAUCACGGGCCUCUCCAUCUCGGCCAUCUCCACCAACGGCAAGGUCAAGUCAGGUGGCACCUACUUCCUCAUCUCCCGGAGUCUUGGCCCAGAGCUAGGGGGCUCCAUCGGCCUUAUCUUUGCCUUCGCCAAUGCUGUGGGUGUGGCCAUGCACACUGUGGGCUUCGCAGAGACCGUGCAGGACUUGCUCCAGGAGUACGGCUCACCCAUCGUGGACCCCACCAACGACAUCCGCAUCAUUGGCGUGGUCACCGUCACUGUGCUGCUGGCCAUCUCCCUGGCUGGCAUGGAGUGGGAGUCCAAGGCCCAGGUGCUCUUCUUCCUCGUCAUCAUGGUCUCUUUUGCCAACUACCUGGUUGGGACACUGAUCCCCCCCUCUGAGGACAAGGCCUCCAAAGGCUUCUUCAGCUACCGGGCGGACAUUUUUGCCCAGAACUUGGUGCCUGACUGGCGGGGUGUGGACGGCAGCUUCUUCGGGAUGUUUUCCAUCUUCUUCCCCUCGGCCACGGGCAUCCUGGCGGGAGCCAACAUCUCCGGGGACCUCAAGGACCCUGCUGUAGCCAUCCCCAAGGGAACGCUCAUGGCCAUUUUCUGGACCACCAUUUCCUACCUCGCCAUCUCGGCCACCAUUGGGUCCUGUGUGGUUCGAGAUGCCUCCGGAAUCCUGAAUGACACGGUGAUCCCCGGCUCAGGCGCCUGCGAGGGGCUGGCCUGUGGUUACGGCUGGAACUUUACCGAGUGCUCCCAGCAGCACAGCUGCCGCUACGGCCUCAUCAACCACUACCAAACCAUGAGCAUGGUGUCAGGCUUCGCACCCCUGAUCACGGCCGGCAUCUUUGGGGCCACCCUCUCCUCAGCCCUGGCCUGUCUCGUCUCUGCCGCCAAAGUUUUCCAGUGCCUGUGCAUAGACCAGCUGUACCCGCUGAUCGGCUUCUUCGGCAAAGGCUAUGGCAAGAACAAUGAGCCAGUGCGCGGCUACCUGCUGGCCUAUGCCAUUGCUGUGGCCUUCAUCGUCAUCGCUGAGCUCAACACCAUCGCCCCCAUCAUCUCCAACUUCUUCCUGUGCUCCUAUGCCCUCAUCAACUUCAGCUGCUUCCACGCCUCCAUCACCAACUCACCUGGGUGGAGACCCUCAUUCCGAUACUACAGCAAGUGGGCGGCGUUGUUUGGGGCGAUCAUCUCUGUGGUCAUCAUGUUCCUUCUCACCUGGUGGGCGGCCCUCAUCUCCAUCGGUGUGGUCCUCUUCCUCCUGCUCUAUGUGAUCUACAAGAAGCCAGAGGUGAACUGGGGCUCCUCGGUACAGGCUGGCACCUACAACCUGGCCCUGAGCUACUCGGUGGGUCUCAACGAGGUGGAGGACCACAUCAAGAACUAUCGCCCCCAGUGCCUGGUGCUCACGGGGCCCCCCAACUUCCGCCCAGCCCUGGUGGACUUUGUGGGCACCUUCACCCGGAAUCUCAGCUUGAUGAUCUGCGGCCACGUGCUCAUUGGACCCCGCAAACAGAGGAUGCCUGAGCUCCGGCUCAUCGCCAAUGGGCACACCAAGUGGCUGAACAAGAGGAAGAUCAAGGCCUUCUACUCCGAUGUCAUCGCUGAGGACCUCCGCAGUGGUGUCCAGAUUCUCAUGCAGGCUGCAGGUCUCGGGAGGAUGAAGCCCAACAUUCUGGUGGUCGGGUUCAAGAAGAACUGGCAGUCGGCUCACCCGGCCACAGUGGAAGACUACAUCGGCAUCCUGCACGACGCUUUUGAUUUCAACUACAGUGUGUGUGUCAUGAGGAUGCGUGAGGGGCUCAACAUCUCGAAGGUGAUGCAGGCGCACAUUAACCCCGUGUUUGACCCAGUGGAGGAUGGCAAGGAAGCCAGAGCCAGUGGAGCCAGACCAUCUGUCUCCGGCACGGUGGACCCCGAGGCCCUGGUGCAGGAGGAGCAGGCCAGCACCAUCUUCCAGUCGGAGCAGGGAAAGAAGACCAUCGACAUCUACUGGCUAUUUGACGAUGGAGGCCUCACCCUCCUCAUCCCCUAUCUCCUUGGCCGCAAGAAGAGAUGGAAUAAAUGCAGGACCCGCGUGUUCGUGGGGGGCCAGAUCAACAGGCUGGACCAGGAGAGAAAGGCGAUCAUUUCUCUGCUGAGCAAGUUCCGGCUAGGAUUCCACGAAGUUCACGUCCUUCCCGACAUCAACCAGAAGCCGCGGGCUGAGCACACCAAGCGGUUUGAGGACAUGAUUGCGCCCUUCCGCCUGAAUGAUGGUUUCAAAGACGAGGCCACGGUCACCGAGAUGAGACGGGACUGCCCCUGGAAGAUCUCGGAUGAGGAGAUUAACAAGAAUAGAAUCAAGUCCCUUCGGCAGGUGAGGCUGAACGAGAUUCUGCUGGAUUACUCCCGGGAUGCUGCUCUGGUCAUCAUCACCUUGCCCAUAGGGAGGAAGGGGAAGUGCCCGAGCUCGCUCUACAUGGCCUGGCUGGAGACGCUGUCCCAGGACCUCAGACCUCCGGUCAUCCUGAUCCGAGGAAACCAGGAAAACGUACUCACCUUUUACUGCCAGUAA